Papaver somniferum (opium poppy) is the source of this 3318-nucleotide messenger RNA. RefSeq lists its product as uncharacterized. The transcript has 2 exons. Bases 788 to 2044 code for a protein of 418 amino acids. Lineage: Eukaryota; Viridiplantae; Streptophyta; Magnoliopsida; Ranunculales; Papaveraceae. The record is from RefSeq and is a predicted model, not a curated record.
UUAGCUCUUCUUACACAAUAAUUUAGGUACCUCGUUAUGUACAUAAUUUAGGUUAUAAAAUUGUCAUAACAAUUGUUACUAAUUGGAAGCUCUUCUUACACAAUCACUCGUUACUAUCAUCAUCAUCUUGUUAUGUUACUAUUAUCAUCAUCUUGUUAUGCUACAUCAAGGUACAUAACAAUUGGUAUCAUCCAGACAAUUCUGUGCAUACUCUGCAAUGGAGCUGCCGGAAGCUACACCACUGCAGCUGAAAGCUUUGAAGAAUGAAGAUAAAGCAAGAAAGGAAUAUGAUAAGUUUUGUGACCUGUAUCGGUUUCAUUAUGAAGGAAAUAACUCUCAAACUCGAGAGUACUAUCUUCAGAAGUUUGCAAAGCUCAUAGACAGAGCAAGGAAGAAGUGUAUAUUGAUACUUUUUAUUAAGGUACUACAUCGAUUCCUCCUGCCGUCGGUGAAGAAGAAGAUGAUUCUCUAGAGGAAUUGAUUCCUUCAUUUUUAUUCGAAAAAGAAGAGAAUGAAGAGGUUACAAAAAUUAGGGUUCAAUCAAUUUCUUCUGUUGUUGACAAGGAAAACGUUGAUUCAACUGAGUCUGAGAGUUUUCAAUUCGAAGAAAUUGUUGAAGCUGCCGUGAACGAUAUUGAAGAGAAAAAUCAGAUCAAAUUUGCUGAAGUAUGGGUUGCUUGAUCAGAUUUUGGGUUUUCAGUUUAGGGUACUCGGUGUUUAUUUUGUUCUACUUCAUAAAGAAGCUUAUACGCUAGGAACUGACAGGUUUACCCAAGUGACUGAAGUCAUGAAUUCAGGUGAUGAUUGUAUUAGACUCUACGACUUUGCUCUUAAGCUGACAUGUGGGUUACUCCAUAAAAUGAUUCACUUGAAGGAGUUUUGGUAUCCCCAGCUGCUCAUCCCUUCAAAUUCCACUGCAUUGAGUCUGGUUUCACAAGAUGAUUCUUUUUGGCAGCUUAAAAUAGUCGAGGUGAGUGGCAAGUCGAUAAUUAAUGAAAGUCUCUUCCUUAACUUCUAUUCCGCGCAUAUAAUUUUUGAUCGUGGAAGAGGACGGAAACUCAUUAAAGGAUAUUUGUUAAUCGACCGUGAGUAUAGAUUCAGUUUUGACAGGGAAAUUACUUCGGGCUCAUUAAUUCUUAAUGUGGGUUCAAUUCCAAUGGCUCACUAUGAAGCAGAAUUGGUACAUGAGCUUAUUAAUAAGCAUGGAUUUACAUCAGAUUCAUUGUUUUGUGGUUCAGUUUUAUUGGUGUUGGUUAAAAAUGUUGAUAGAAGUUGGCUACUUAUCGAAAGAUGGAGUUUGACUAGUGGUGAAACUGAUGUUUUCUUGCGACCUCAGUCUGGUUUCCCUAAUGAUAUAGUAAUUCUACUUGGCGAAUGGUUGAAAGUUCAAGUAUGGGAACAUAGAUGGAUAUCAUGGAAUUAUAGGAGCACACUAUCAGCAAAUUUAUGGAGUCUAGGAAAGUUUCGUGGUACUGGUACUAGGGGUUGUAGACGUUUGUUCCUUGAUGGAAGAAACUACCAUACAGCUACAGACUAUAAGCAACUGAAGACCAUGAUUAUUGACGAGACUGAGACUACUUUACAGAUCUUCAAAUUCUUGCAUUCAACUAGUGAUUUUAGGGGAAUUUGUGACUGUUCUCUUAUGGUAAUUCUCACAAAUGUUAUAAGGAUGGGUAUAUUUCUGCAUUGUCAACCACCUGCACCUGUGAUGUAUGCAGUUAUUACUAUUCUAGAGAGAGAUGAAAUGGUUCUUAAAAUGUUGUUGUGGGUAGGGUACUUGAGGUGGAAAUUCAGAUUGGUUCCACCUGGUUUAUGGAGUAUGACCAGUGACGACAUGACAGUUCUCCAUAUGGGAAAUGAUACUGUUAUUUUUGGUGGUGGUGGUUAUUGGUUGUUUGAUAGAGGAAAAUGGUGUGACUCCAUAUUAUGGCUUUCCGAUUCUAAAAGCUGGAACUAUACAAGUACUUCACAUGUGGCCUAUCGAGCCAGUCAAGUUUUCACUAAUCUUCUACCAGUAUUCAAGUUCUGGGUACCUCAGAAGUAGGGAUUUGUUUCGCACCAUGAUGCUCAGGUUGUGCUGCCUAUUGGGUCUGAACCUAGUUAUCUAGUCGUGGCAAUCGUUGUCUUCAUCCCUUUUAAAGUAUCCCCUCAGGUAAGAUCGCUCUAUGUUGAAGUUUGUGAGCAGCUACAUACUACCUUAUGGAUUACAACCGUGUAUUUUGUUCCUAUUAAACUUUAUAAAGUUCAAGAAAUGGAUAAUCUAAAUUCCGUGCCGGCAUACACUUUCAAGACUGAUGAUUCCAGAGGUACUUGUAUUAGAUUGGCAGUUGAAGAACAUAAUAGUCUCUCCAGGGAAUUAUAUAGCUUCUGGGCUAAAUGUUUCCUCAUUGAGAUUCAAACUCCUAAGGUGUUGGCAUGGCUUGACUACUUGAAGUAGAAAUUCAAGUUAUUUUCUACAGGUUGGUGGCGCGUAGAGAAUAACAGGUUAGUGCUACCAGUGAGAGAUAAAAAAGAUGCAUUUUCCAUUAUGUCAACUGCCAAGGAAGGGGCUCGUAGUAUUCCAAAGAAAAUGGAAGUUUCAUAUGUGCUCCUGAAACUCACAGUUGGAAUUGAAGUGAAAAAGAUAUUGGCAAGGGAUUUGCUUGAAGUAGCUCAGCCAAAGGGGGAUCCACUUUCUGGUAUACCCAACAUGUGGAAUAUAAAUUUUCUGGUGCUACUGUCGCUCGGAAAUACAGUUUGUUGUCAUGGGAUUAUGAAGUGCAAGACGUUUGGCGGCUUAUGAGAAGUUUUGUUAUGCAACGUCGGUAAUCAUUAGCUUGACGGUUCAUCUUGGCCUGAGCAGAGCAGACUACAUACAACUAAGAGUUCAUGGUGCUGCAACAAACGACAUGUUGGCAAGGCAACAGACAACAAAAUGUCAUCAUGUCCCUGUUACGAGAGUGGAGCGGCCCACAUCAUCUUGAUGACACAAAGGCAGCAAACAGUCUUCCCUUGUCAACUUAACAAGACUUUGUUUUUCUUGACCUUCAUCCUUGAGGACAAGGAUGUUCUGAAGGGGAUGGUAUUUGUCAUGUCUUAAGUCUAGGAGGAGGGCGCCAUAUCAUCUUGAUGUCACUAUUUAGUACAAUCCUUAGUUGGUAGCCUGGUUGUCGUUAUCUUUUGAAAUGAAGGGGUUAGAUGUAAUCAUUGGUUGCACAGUAACCGUUAGAUCUAGGGUAGUUUAGUGUAGUGUAGUCGGGUAGAGCUUUAUAACAGUCUCGAGUCUGUAAUGAAAAUCUUAUCAAAUUAUCAAUCUAAAACCUAAAUCGUUUCAAUCGA